AUGAUGGAUUAUGUUGUUGCAUAUCCGUCCAAUAAAAAUUGGUUCUAUGCCAUGUCACAGCCUAAAAAUUAUUGGAUUGAUCAGCACAUCGAUGUUGUUUUUAACUACCUUCGUAAAAAAUCAAAACUUCACAGCAUGAAUCAAUACAGAUACACAACAGUUAAUUGUUUGUUCAGUUCACAUAUCAACAAUACCCAUGAAAGGUAUUAUAACAAUAUGGCUGAUGAUGAUAUUAGUACCCAGGAACACAUUGAUCGUGCGGUAGCUGUAUCUGUACAUGAGAGGUUAAUAACCAACGUCAUGAAAGGAUUUUCAAUACCAGCUUCAUUAUCAUGGCAUCUUAUGGACGAUGUUUACAUUCUGGUUAAUUGUGAUGGACAGUUCCAUUGGAUGUUAGCUGUUGUUGAAUUUAAUCGGAGGUUGAUACGCGUGUAUGACUCUUCUAUAGGCAUAAGGAAACAAGUACAUUAUGAGGAGAUAAAAAAGUUGUCAAGGAUGCUACCUUCUUAUCUUCUUGACAGUGGUUUCUUUGAAAAAACUGAGCGGACAAUCUGGCCAGAACUUGAUGCAUAUAAGGACAAACAAACUGGUACACUUUUGGAAUCACAUAUUCCUUUCAAUAUUGAAUACGUUCAAGGCAUCAUGCAACAAGAAGAUGAUAGCAUGGACUGCGGGUUAUAUGUAGCUACAUUUGCAGAGUUUUUGAGUGACCAACUUGUUAUACCACCUGAUACUGAUGGCCAUCUAGCAAAUUAUCUUCGCAAUCGAUAUGCAGCAUUGUUGUGGAGAUACAGCUGCAACAAGUUCAAGGGUGGAUACAUAAGUGAGAAUGACGAUCCACCAAAGCCUAAGGGUCAAUUCACAACACCAACUGAACAAGAUUUCGUUAACAUAGAUUAG
Solanum verrucosum is the source of this 900-nucleotide messenger RNA. RefSeq lists its product as uncharacterized. The record is from RefSeq and is a predicted model, not a curated record. Lineage: Eukaryota; Viridiplantae; Streptophyta; Magnoliopsida; Solanales; Solanaceae. The transcript is spliced from 3 exons. Bases 1 to 900 code for a protein of 299 amino acids. Gene Ontology annotation, biological process: proteolysis. Gene Ontology annotation, molecular function: cysteine-type peptidase activity.